CUGACCUUGAACUUGUGAUCCUCCUGCCUCACCCUCCUGAGUUGCUUGUGCCACCACUACUUAUUCCCCGAUAAAGAUCCAUCCAGGGUCCAGGAUGACGAUCCGACACCAGGGCCAGCAGUACAGGCCGAGGAUGGCAUUUCUCCAAAAGAUUGAAGCGCUUGUGAAGGACAUGCAGAACCCAGAGACGGGGGUCAAGAUGCAGAACCAGAGGGUCCUGGUCACCAGUGUCCCUCACGCCAUGACAGGAGGCGAUGUUCUACAAUGGAUCAUCCAGCGUCUCUGGAUCUCCAACCUGGAGGCRCAGAACUUGGGUAACUUCAUUGUCAAGUAUGGCUACAUUUACCCCCUGCAAGACCCCAAGAAUCUCAUUCUCAAGCCUGACAGCAGUCUCUACAGAUUUCAGACGCCGUAUUUUUGGCCCACACAGCAGUGGCCUGCUGAAGAUACAGAUUAUGCCAUCUAUCUAGCCAAGAGAAAUAUCAAGAAGAAAGGAAUUUUAGAAGAAUAUGAAAAGGAAAAUUACAAUUUCUUGAACAAAAAAAUCAACUACAAGUGGGACUUUGUCAUUAUGCAGGCCAAAGAACAGUACAGGGCUGGAAAGGAAAGGAACAAGGCCGACAGGUACGCGCUGGACUGCCAGGAGAAGGCCUACUGGCUGGUGCACCGAUGCCCUCCGGGAAUGAACGACGUGCUGGACUAUGGCCUGGACCGAGUGACCGAUCCAAAUGAAGUCAAGGUAAACCAGAAACAAACAGUCACUGCUGUCAAAAAAGAGAUCAUGUAUUACCAACAGGCCUUGAUGAGGUCCACCGUGAAGUCGUCCGUGUCCCUUGGAGGGAUUGUCAAGUACAGCGAGCAAUUCUCAUCUAACGACGCCAUUAUGUCGGGCUGCCUCCCUAGCAAUCCUUGGAUAACGGACGACACCCAGUUCUGGGAUUUAAAUGCCAAAUUGGUGGAAAUCCCAACCAAGAUGCGUGUGGAACGAUGGGCCUUCAACUUCAGUGAGUUGAUCCGAGACCCCAAGGGGCGACAGAGCUUCCAGUACUUUCUCAAGAAAGAAUUCAGUGGGGAGAAUCUGGGGUUCUGGGAAGCCUGUGAGGACCUGAAGUAUGGAGAUCAGUCCAAGGUCAAGGAGAAGGCGGAGGAGAUUUACAAACUGUUCCUGGCCCCGGGAGCCAGGCGGUGGAUAAACAUAGACGGCAAGACCAUGGACAUCACGGUGAAGGGGCUGAAGCACCCCCACCGCUACGUGCUGGACGCUGCGCAGACCCACAUCUACAUGCUCAUGAAGAAGGAUUCCUAUGCUCGCUAUUUAAAAUCUCCCAUCUAUAAGGAAAUGCUGGCCAAAGCUAUCGAACCUCAGGAGACCACCAAGAAAAGCUCCACCCUGCCGUUCAUGAGGCGCCACCUGCGCUCCAGCCCGAGCCCGGUCAUCCUGAGGCAGCUAGAAGAAGAAGCCAAGGCUCGAGAAGCAGCCAACACGGUGGACAUCACCCAGCCAGGCCAGCACAUGGCUCCCAGCCCCCACCUGGCUGUGUACACUGGGACCUGCGUGCCCCCCUCUCCUUCCAGCCCCUUCUCCUCCUCCUGCCGCUCCCCCAGGAGGCCCUUCCCCUCGCCCAGCCGCUUCAUCAGGAGGCCCAGCAGCACCAUCUGCCCCUCGCCCAUUCAGGUGGCCUUGGAGGGCUCCUCAGCCUUGGAGCCCAAGGGGGAGCCCAGCUGGUCAAGYGUGCAGCGCGGCGCCCUCAUGGCCGAGAGCAGCGAGGCCUCCCUCGACGGCCCCGGGCCCCGCGGCCAGCCCCGGGCCCUGCCCAAGGCCCGCGCGGCCCUGUCCUUCAGCAGGUUCCUGAGACGGGGCUGCCUGGCCUCGCCSGUCUUUGCCAGGCUCUCACCCAAGUGCCCUGCGGUGUCCCACGGAAAGGUGCAGCCCCUGGGGGACGGGGGCCAGCUGCCGCGGCUGAAACCCAAGAGGGUGACAAACUUCUUCCAGAUCAAAAUGGAUGUGCCCAUAGAGAGCGGACCCUGCCUGAUGGACUCGGACGACACUGGAGAGUCUGGUGACCAGGCCACAGAAAAGGAGGUCAUCUGCCCCUGGGAGAGCCUGGCUGAGGGGAAGGCAGGCUGAGCCGGGCCGGGGGCCCCGAAGAUGCUCGUGGCAGACACUGCUGGACAGGGCCACGGGGCAUGCUUGCUC
Urocitellus parryii (Arctic ground squirrel) is the source of this 2197-nucleotide messenger RNA. Lineage: Eukaryota; Metazoa; Chordata; Mammalia; Rodentia; Sciuridae. The record is from RefSeq and is a predicted model, not a curated record.